Molecule: messenger RNA, 817 nt
Organism: Striga asiatica
Lineage: Eukaryota; Viridiplantae; Streptophyta; Magnoliopsida; Lamiales; Orobanchaceae
Source: the annotation of a GenBank genome assembly
AAGUCGCCGCUUUACGACCCACAGCGUCUCCGCUCGCCACCCCACAGCCCUGCACCACCAUAAAUCGCUCGUCGACUCCAGAGUUACAAUUUCAAGCAUUCAAGCAAAAGCAAGAUGGGACCUGAACUAGCCUUCUUCAAAGCUGUGUGGAGCUCUGAAUAAUUGAGUCUUGGCGUUUGAUUGAAAGAGUCAAAAAGCAUACUAAACAGCAGUGUAUUUAUCUUCCGAAAGUGCACAAAAUUGAGAGAUGGACAAGACAACAGAAAAUAGCUUGCUAAAAAAUUCUUCAGGUAACCUUAUCUCUGCAGAUAAUGAUGACAAUCUCACAGAUAUCUUUCAGCAAAUCAAAACUUCCAAAAGAACUACAGUCAUCAACUAUGGUGCAUCUUGGUGUCGAGUUUGCAGUCAGAUUCUUCCCGUGUUCUGCCGAUUAAGUUCCAAGUUCCCCAAGCUCUCGUUUGUUUAUGCUGAUAUUGAUGAAUGUCCCGAGACGACUCAACACAUUCGUUACACGCCCACUUUCCAUUUCUACAGAGAUGGCGAAAGGGUUGAUGAGAUGUUUGGAGCUGGUGAAGACCGCCUGCACGAUCGCCUUUGGCUACAUUCGUAGAGAAAAAGAAAAUCGCAACUUCCAAAACUACAGUAUGUAGUAACUCUGAUUGGUCUCCAUGCCAAUGCUGUUAGGAUAAAAUGUCUGUAUGUUUUUUAUGUUUGUCCAAAUACCUUGUCACAUUUCAUGUAAUAAUCUUGUCAUUGUUGAUAAUAAAUAACUAAUCAAUCAAUUUAUAUUGUUUGAUGCCUUUGUUUUGUAUAAGGA